AUGAUGGACUUCGUAGGUCCUGAAGAAAAUGGUAGUGGUGGUUCAAGUGAUGAACAUAACCGUGAAGAUCCAUUAUACCGAGGAAGAGGCCAAAAGCUUUAUCAUCGCCACUCUGCUAAUAUCAUCCAACACCUUGAAGCAUUUUUCAAGGAGAACCAGCAUCCAAAUGAAAGCCAGAGGCAACAAUUAAGUAGAGACCUAGGGCUUGAGCCAAGACAAAUCAAGUUUUGGUUUCAAAAUAAGAGAACACAAACAAAGGCUAACAAUGAAAGAUUAAGCAACACCGCUUUGAGAAUAGAGAAUGAACAUCUUCAUUAUGAGAACAUCGCAAUGAAUGAAGCCAUGAAAAAUCUUAUGUGCAACAAAUGUGAAGGGUUGGGUCCUGGCGGAAUUAAAGAAGCCGGCCAAGACCUACAAAAGUUAAAGAUUGAAAAUGAAUUCUUGAAGGGAGAGUAUGAAAGAGUGCAAAGAAUGAUAGUAAAUACCCAAGGAAGAAUAGGUGGUCUAAGCUACAGGAAUUUGUCACUCGAUAUUCCAAAUUCUACAGUUGCAAAUUUUGGUGGAGGAAUCAUAGGAGGAGGAAACCCUAGCAAUAAAAAUACAUUAUUUGGUAUUGAUCUACCAAACAUCACAGGGUUAGGAAGACAACAAGUAGGGCAACUGAACCAUUUUCCUAAUAUACAAGAUAUGGAACAAUCUGUCUUCGUUACUAAUGCGAUUAAGGCAAUGGAUGAACUGGUAGAACUUGUCUCUAUAGAUGACCCGCUCUGGAUCAAAUCUCCUAUUGAUGGAUCCUCCAUGAUUCACUCUGAGAUCUACAAGAAACUUUAUCCGAAAAUCAUGUAUAUUUAUUCUCCUGGGACAUGGAUUGAGUCAUCUAAAGAAUCAGGGAUUCUGCUUACGUCUACUUCGCACUUGCUUAAUGUCUUUCAUGAUCCGGUGAUGUUUAUGGAAUUUUUCCCCACAAUUGUCACCAAAACUAAAAAGAUUGAAACGCUUGAUACCCUAGGCCAGGAGGGUUCUUUAUAUUUGAUGCACCAGAAGUUGCACGUGCUUUCGCCUUUGGUGGCACCUCGAGAAUUCAUUUUCUUUCGAUACAUAAGGCAAAUGAAUUCAACAACAUGGAUUAUAACGCAAUUUUCAUACGAUUUUUUCAAGGAAGUAGACACUUCAACUUCACAUGCAUGGUUGCUACCAUCGGGUUGCAUGAUUGAGGACUUGUCCAAUGGAACAACAAGGGUGACUUGGGUUGAACACGUCCACGUGGAUGACAAAUCUCAUCAACUAUAUAAGGAUACAAUUUGUGAUUCCCAAGCCUAUGGAGCCAAGCGAUGGAUUGUCUCUUUAGAAAGGACUUGUGAACGGUAUGCAUUUUUAGCAGGACUCAAACCUACACCAAGUGAACCUCAAAGAGUGAUCAACACGACACAAAGUAGAGCAGCCAUGGGAAAGAUUUCGGAUAGAAUGGUGAAGAAGUUUCAUCAGAUGCUAAGUAUGCAAGAAAAAUAUUUUGAUUCUCCCCAGUUACCAAAAUUGCCGAAUCACGAUUUUAAAGUUUUAUUAAGAAGAUACGACAAUCACUCUUCAACAGCUGGAGCCAAUGGGAUGGUGGUUUGUGUUAUUGCUUCCUUGAGGAUCCCAACUUACUAUGAAAAUCUAUUUAAUUUCUUGAAAGAUGACCAAACUAGAGCUCACUGGGAUGUUUUGUCCAAUGGAAAUCCCGUCGAAGAAAUCGCACACAUCUCAACCGGAAGUCAUCCUGGAAAUGCCAUCUUUCUCAAGCAGCCUGGUAGUAGUACAAAGGAGAAUAGCAACAUGUUGAUACUUCAAGAAAACAACAUAGACCGGUUGGGAGCUUCACUAAUUUAUUCUCCUCUUAAAUUCCCUACGGUGAUGUCUAUAAUGUGUGGUGUGGACAAUCCCGAACUACCAACAUUACCCUCAGGCUUCGUCAUUGCAAAUGAGUCUUAUCGUAGAGUUGAUGGUGGUGGGAUUAGUCAUGGAGGAGCUUCUACUUCUUGUUCUUCGAGCAGACCAGGAGGCGGAAUGUCAUCGUUGCUGACGGUGGUUUUACAGAUCCCGACAUUUGAUAUUGUUGAGGAGUCAAACAUGGUGGAUUCAAUUGCUAGUAUCUAUGAGCUCAUGAACUCCACCAUUGAAAAGAUCAAGAUAGCUGUUGCAACUGAUGUUGAGUGA
This is a messenger RNA of Oldenlandia corymbosa var. corymbosa, 2196 nucleotides long. The record is from the annotation of a GenBank genome assembly. NCBI's taxonomy places the organism in Eukaryota, Viridiplantae, Streptophyta, Magnoliopsida, Gentianales, Rubiaceae.